AUGGAUAAAAUUGUCGCCUUAGGGAAGCGCGGCAGUGAGGGAGGCGCUCCGGUCCUGGCUGGUCCCUUCGUCGGAAUUGGAGCCUUCCGUCCGAAGUGUGCAGGCCGCACGGCGGGACUGGAAGAUGAAAUUCUUGCAAAUCGGCAUGAAUGCCGGCAAGGACAAGGGCUGGGGCGACGUGACCUGGGAGAAGUUGGGACAAAUGCACAUGGGUUCCCUUGCGAUGUUCGACUUUCAAGGGUGCGCUCAGAGCAGGCUCUGCUGUCUGGGUACAGGUCGUACCGAGAAACCGUGUCGGUGGCCUGCCCGACGCCUCAACGGUCGCUAGACAUGGUUAACCCAACAUUGCUGGAACACAAGACCAGAAAAUGA
This is a messenger RNA of Ostreobium quekettii, 372 nucleotides long. The record is from the annotation of a GenBank genome assembly. Lineage: Eukaryota; Viridiplantae; Chlorophyta; Ulvophyceae; Bryopsidales; Ostreobiaceae.